CCCAGAGCCGUCAAAACAAUUGCCUCGAGCGGUAGCCAUGAUAGAUUUAAAGGGACAGUACCGGCAAGGGCGGCAGUCAGGUCGACAGACUGCGGCCUGUGCAAGGUACCCCAACCAGGAUGUCAGGUCUGGUGUUGGGGCAACGGGAUGAGUCUGCAGUACGUCGGCUCAGCCAGGAGGAGAUCCUGGGAAGCACUAGACUGGUGAGCCAGGGUCUAGAGGCCCUACACAGUGAACACCAAGCUGUGCUUCAGGACCUGUCCCAAACCAUUGAGUGUCUGCAGCAAGGAGGCCAUGAGGAAGGACUGGUGCAUGAGAAGGCCCGACAGCUGCGCCGUUCUAUGGAAAACAUUGAGCUGGGGCUGAGCGAAGCCCAGGUGAUGCUGGCUCUAGCAAGCCAUCUGAGUACAGUGGAGUCUGAGAAACAGAAGCUGCGGGCUCAGGUACGGCGACUGUGCCAGGAGAACCAGUGGCUUCGGGAUGAGCUGGCUGGCACUCAACAAAGACUACAGCACAGCGAGCAGGCUGUGGCUCAGCUGGAGGAGGAAAAGAAGCAUCUGGAGUUUCUGGGGCAGCUGCGGCAGUAUGAUGAGGAUGGACACACCUCGGAGGAGAAAGAAAGUGAUUCCACCAAGGAUUCCUUGGAUGACCUCUUCCCCAAUGAAGAAGAAGAAGACCCCAGCAAUGGCUUGUCCCGUGGCCAGGGUGCCCAGCACAGCGGAUAUGAGAUCCCAGCAAGGUUGCGGACUCUGCACAACUUGGUGAUCCAGUAUGCAGCCCAAGGGCGCUACGAGGUGGCUGUGCCGCUCUGUAAGCAGGCGCUGGAGGACCUGGAACGCACAUCUGGCCGUGGCCACCCUGAUGUCGCCACCAUGCUCAAUAUCCUUGCUUUGGUGUAUCGGGAUCAGAAUAAGUAUAAGGAAGCUGCCCACCUGCUGAAUGAUGCCCUCAGCAUCCGGGAGAGCACGCUGGGCCGGGACCACCCUGCUGUGGCUGCCACACUCAACAACCUGGCUGUGCUCUACGGCAAAAGGGGCAAAUACAAGGAGGCAGAGCCACUGUGUCAGCGGGCAUUGGAGAUUCGAGAAAAGGUGCUGGGCACUGACCAUCCAGAUGUGGCAAAGCAGCUGAACAACUUGGCCUUGUUGUGCCAAAACCAGGGCAAGUAUGAGGCUGUGGAGCGCUAUUACCAGAGAGCACUGGCCAUCUAUGAGGGGCAGCUGGGGCCGGACAACCCUAAUGUAGCCCGCACCAAGAACAACCUGGCUUCCUGUUACUUGAAACAGGGCAAAUAUGCUGAGGCUGAAACACUCUAUAAAGAGAUCUUGACCCGGGCUCAUGUGCAGGAAUUUGGAUCUGUGGAUGAUGACCACAAGCCCAUCUGGAUGCAUGCAGAGGAGCGGGAGGAAAUGAGCAAAAGCCGGCACCGUGAAGGUGGCACACCCUAUGCUGAGUAUGGAGGCUGGUACAAGGCCUGCAAAGUGAGCAGUCCCACAGUCAACACCACACUGAGAAACCUAGGAGCUUUGUACAAGCGCCAGGGGAAGCUGGAGGCAGCUGAGACCUUGGAGGAAUGUGCCCUGCGUUCCCGAAAACAGGGCGCUGAUCCUAUCAGCCAGACCAAAGUGGCAGAGUUGCUUGGCGAUGGUGAUGGUGGUAAAACCUCUCAGGAGGGCAGUGUGAAAUUUGAGCGAGGUGAAGAUGCCUCUGUGGCUGUGGAGUGGUCAGGGGAUGGCAGUGGAACCUUGCAGAGGAGUGGCUCUCUGGGCAAGAUCCGGGAUGUGCUUCGGAGAAGCAGUGAGCUCCUAGUGAGAAAGCUUCAAGGAACUGAGCCUCGGCCUUCCAGCAGCAACAUGAAGCGGGCAGCCUCGUUAAACUAUCUGAACCAACCUAAUGCAGCACCCCUGCAGGUAUCCCGGGGCCUCAGUGCCAGCACUAUGGACCUCUCUUCAAGCAGCUGACAUUGAACCCACCCUCACCGUAGCCCUUACAGCAUUCCCUAUUGCUCCUGGCUCUUCCAUUCCCCAGAGAUGGGACAUUGAAGGGGGAGCAGCUAACCAGAAGAUUGCUGCUGCCCUUAGGGUCUCGGCUCCCUCCUCAGGAAAUUCCCUUAGGAAGGCCUCAGGACACCCCUCCCCUCACCAUCUGGUCCUCUUGAGUAGUUAGCUCAGAGGUCCCCAGGGUGGGUAAGAAGCAGGUAUGCACCACCUCAGAGAUGCAGCCAACUUUUUUUUUUUUUUUUUUUUUUGGUCGGGGCUUAUGGCUAGCCAGCCAAGCUGCCUUGCCCUGGUCUCUCUUGUUCCCACUGCUGCCUCACUUCAGGUCCAUGUAUUUCACUUUUCUUAAAUAAAAAUAAAAAAUCAGGUAA
Messenger RNA from Erinaceus europaeus (western European hedgehog), 2368 nucleotides. It is a transcript of the gene KLC4, whose product is annotated as kinesin light chain 4. Gene Ontology annotation, cellular component: kinesin complex; cytoplasm; membrane-bounded organelle. Gene Ontology annotation, molecular function: kinesin binding. The record is from RefSeq and is a predicted model, not a curated record. Lineage: Eukaryota; Metazoa; Chordata; Mammalia; Eulipotyphla; Erinaceidae. Gene Ontology annotation, biological process: axo-dendritic transport. Bases 120 to 1961 code for a protein of 613 amino acids. The transcript is spliced from 16 exons.